Panthera uncia (snow leopard) is the source of this 2071-nucleotide messenger RNA. It is a transcript of the gene EYA3, whose product is annotated as EYA transcriptional coactivator and phosphatase 3. Gene Ontology annotation, molecular function: protein tyrosine phosphatase activity. Lineage: Eukaryota; Metazoa; Chordata; Mammalia; Carnivora; Felidae. Gene Ontology annotation, biological process: negative regulation of extrinsic apoptotic signaling pathway in absence of ligand; cell differentiation; multicellular organism development. Gene Ontology annotation, cellular component: nucleus. The record is from RefSeq and is a predicted model, not a curated record. The transcript has 18 exons. Bases 270 to 1991 code for a protein of 573 amino acids.
CCCGUGAGGCCUGACACAUGCGCCCAGAGGCUUCUGGUGGAAGGAGGUGUGGAUUGUGAGGUGACCCUGGCCGCUGACUUCCGGUUCCUAGGGAUGCGCAUCCGGGUCACGCUAACGCCGCGGUUUCCUCCAUCCGCUGGGUUCUGCUGUGGGUCUGGACCAGUACCCAUGUCCUGCUCUGGGGCCUCUGCAACCUUAGGACUGUGAAGACUGCUUGACAGACACUUGCAAUCCAGUCACAUAAGUGUAAGAAAGAAAUAUUGGUCCUCAUGGAAGAAGAGCAAGAUUUACCAGAACAACCAGUGAAAAAAGCCAAGAUGCAGGAAUCAGGAGAGCAAACUUUGAGUCAAGUGAGCAGCCCUGAAGUCAGUGAUCAGAAACCUGAAACUUCAAGCCUUGCUUCAAACCUUACCAUGUCAGAGGAAAUUAUGACAUGCACCGAUUACAUCCCUCGCUCAUCCAAUGAUUAUACCUCACAAAUGUAUUCUGCAAAACCUUAUGCACAUAUCCUCUCAGUUCCUGUUUCGGAAACUGCUUACCCUGGGCAGACUCAGUACCAGACACUACAGCAGUCUCAACCCUAUGCUGUCUACCCUCAGGCAACCCAAACGUAUGGACUACCUCCUUUUGGUGCAUUGUGGCCAGGUAUGAAACCUGAAAGUGGUUUAAUUCAGACUCCAUCUCCAAGUCAACACAGUGUUCUUACCUGCACUACAGGGUUAACCACAAGCCAGCCAAGCCCAGCACAUUAUUCUUAUCCCAUUCAAGCUUCAAGCACAAAUGCCAGCCUGAUAUCCACUUCAUCUACAAUGGCUAAUAUUCCAACAGCAGCAGUUUCCAGCAUCUCAAACCAGGACUAUCCUACCUAUACUAUCCUUGGUCAGAGUCAGUACCAGACGUGCUACCCCAGCUCCAGCUUUGGAGUCACAGGCCAGACUAACAGUGACGCUGAGAGUACCACAAUAGCGGCAGCCACAUACCAGACCGAGAAGCCUAGUGUCAUGGUACCUGCACCUACAGCACAGAGACUUCCUUCUGGAGACCCUUCGACAAGCCCGGCUUUGUCCCAGACUACACCAAAUAAAGACGCUGAUGAUCAGUCCAGAAAAAACAUGACUGGCAAGAACCGGGGCAAAAGGAAAGCUGAUGCCAGCUCUUCCCAGGACAGUGAAUUGGAACGGGUAUUUCUGUGGGACUUGGAUGAAACCAUCAUCAUAUUUCACUCUCUUCUUACUGGAUCCUAUGCCCAGAAGUAUGGAAAGGACCCAACAGUAGUGAUUGGCUCAGGUUUAACAAUGGAGGAAAUGAUUUUUGAAGUGGCUGAUACACAUCUAUUUUUCAAUGACUUAGAGGAGUGUGACCAGGUGCAUGUGGAAGAUGUGGCUUCUGAUGACAAUGGCCAAGACUUGAGCAACUACAGUUUCUCAACAGAUGGUUUCAGUGGAUCAGGAGGCGGUGGCAGCCAUGGUUCCUCUGUGGGUGUCCAAGGAGGUGUGGACUGGAUGAGGAAACUGGCUUUCCGCUACCGAAAAGUGAGAGAAAUCUACGAUAAGCAUAAAAGCAAUGUGGGUGGCCUGCUCAGUCCCCAGAGAAAGGAAGCACUGCAGAGACUGAGAGCAGAAAUUGAAGUUUUAACAGAUUCCUGGUUAGGAACUGCAUUAAAGUCCUUACUUCUCAUCCAGUCCAGAAAGAAUUGUGUGAAUGUUCUGAUCACUACAACCCAGCUGGUUCCAGCUCUGGCCAAAGUUCUCCUAUAUGGGCUAGGAGAAAUAUUUCCUAUUGAGAACAUCUAUAGUGCUACCAAAAUUGGUAAGGAGAGCUGCUUCGAGAGAAUCGUGUCUAGGUUUGGAAAGAAAGUCACGUAUGUAGUGAUUGGAGAUGGGCGAGACGAAGAAAUUGCAGCCAAACAGCACAACAUGCCUUUCUGGAGAAUCACAAACCAUGGAGACCUAGUGUCCCUCCACCAGGCUUUGGAGCUUGAUUUUCUCUAAGAACUGGAAUGAAGACCCUUCCCCAUGAGCUCCUUUUCACUCCUGAAGGGAGCUGGAGACUGAAACUGUCUGGGAACUCU